This is a messenger RNA of Bactrocera neohumeralis, 1282 nucleotides long. It is a transcript of the gene fsd, whose product is annotated as transmembrane protein 183. Gene Ontology annotation, biological process: regulation of protein stability. The coding region runs from base 155 to 1183 and encodes 342 amino acids. The transcript is spliced from 2 exons. The record is from RefSeq and is a predicted model, not a curated record. Gene Ontology annotation, cellular component: SCF ubiquitin ligase complex. Lineage: Eukaryota; Metazoa; Arthropoda; Insecta; Diptera; Tephritidae.
AUUAGGAAACAUAAAAUAAUGGCAUCCCUUAGUUUAUCAACAACCGUUAUUACAGCUGAUCUGACGCCAGAAAUUUAAGUAAUUUAGUAAUGCAUAACAAUAAAUAAAAACAAAUCGGACGAAGUUAUACAAAAAUUUAACUUGCAAAUGAAAAAUGAUUGCUGACGACAUUGCAGAUAACGAAGAAGAAACAAUUGUUAUUCAAGAAAAGUUUAUCAGAACAAAAGGGAAAUGUAAAACACAUUUACGUCCGAAUGACAUAUACCUUGAAUUAAAAUUAAGAGAUCGUGCCGGUAAAUGUAGGGGAGCAGGACGGUUGGAGUGGAGACCUGAAAGUGUUAUGGAACGAAGCGACAAUGAUAAACCACAAAUGAGUUACAACAUAGUACAUGGCGAUAUAUGGUACCAUAUUGCGGAUCAUAUUCCUCCUGAAUACGUUCAAACCUUUGCUUUAAUAUGCCGUCAAACGGCAGCACUUGUUAAUACACAAAGAUUUUGGAAAAAAAUUUACAGAAGUUAUUGCCAGAAAUCAAGUGCUGAAACUAAUUGGAUACUUACACUGCCUGAAUACUUGCAGUCGCAUAACGUACUUAACUGCGAGUUGGCCACAAUGCGUGCGCGUGUAGUGGAAUCACUAUUCCAAACCUAUUCACCAUUGUCAGAUCGUAUGGCGAAAGGGUAUUCUUUAGAUAAGUUAAUUGGAUAUUCUUAUGUAUCUUCAUGGCAUGAACAAGAGGAGUGUGUAUGGAUAGCAUGCUAUAAGUUUUGCAACAAACAGCAAAACAAAACAGAAGUGAAAAAAGGACGUGAUUUAAAUGAAUUCCUGUCAAAUGGUUGCGAAACCGACGACUGGGAGACAUUGGCGGAAGACAAUAAAUUGUGUAUGAAAUCAAAAUAUAUUCCUGCUAAAAACCACACAAAUGAAGGUGUGUGUUUGCUAGUAAUACGCUGUGACCGUUUUAUACCUUUUCCCACUCAUCUGUUUUACGAUAGUGGAAGAUCGCGCGUAUUGUUGUUAGGGACGCGACAAAUGCUUGCUAAAGACAUGCGCGCCAUAAACUUAGAAUUAGAUUUUGGAGACUCUUCUAGUAAAAUUAUUACUACUGUGAAAUAUCCCAAAGUUGCAAGCGUUAAAGCUUUUCCUUGGUGGCACCCCGAUUUCCGAAAAUAUAGUAUAUGGUAAAUCUUGUUUAAUUGAUUGAGUAAAGUGUACCAGUAUGCAUGGCAGUUAUGAUUUUUUUUAAUAAAAAUGGUAUCUUUAUUUUUUCAUAGAAACGCACAA